Messenger RNA from Filobasidium floriforme, 3157 nucleotides. RefSeq lists its product as uncharacterized. Gene Ontology annotation, biological process: ubiquitin-dependent endocytosis. Gene Ontology annotation, molecular function: protein-macromolecule adaptor activity; ubiquitin protein ligase binding. The transcript has 2 exons. Lineage: Eukaryota; Fungi; Basidiomycota; Tremellomycetes; Filobasidiales; Filobasidiaceae. Gene Ontology annotation, cellular component: cytosol; cytoplasm; plasma membrane. The record is from RefSeq and is a predicted model, not a curated record. The coding region runs from base 262 to 3057 and encodes 931 amino acids.
GGCAGAGAGAGAAGGAUACGAAACAAACACCAAGACCUUGGCAGAUCAAGGCCGAGCCGGAAGUUUUGAGCUUGUGUUUCCCCGGACCCGAACCCCCAAGAAUCGCUCUCGCUCUGCGCACGCGAACUCUUGAACCGACAACGUCUUCGAUCUCGAUUCUGACACUUUCACACCAGAAUCUACCAUAAACACUUUGCACAACUACCAAAGCAGUCUCAUACUACCACCCAAACAUUUAGCUAAACGACACCUCACUUCAAGAUGGAAUACUCGCCCUCCCCCAGCUCCAUCCGGCCCCAGCCGAUAGGCAUCUCCGGAACGUCCACCCCGUCAUAUUCGGGCAGCUCGACCCCGCUAUCAGGAUCGUUCUCUUCAGGAGCUGUCACUCCUGGAGGUUCGUCGUCGUUCUUUGGUCUCAAUCAUCAUCAUAGCCACAGCAAUCACGGUAGUCAUGGACAUCACGGACAUGGGCAUGGGCACCACGUCCCCCUGCCGAUACUCGACAUUCAGCUGGAUAACGACGAGAUCCUCCUCCGAGGUGCAGGGUCAGACUACAACCCGGCGCUCUUGAGCGGGAGGGUCGUCUUGAACUUGCAAGAGAGUACGAAUAUCAGGGAGAUUAGUAUGCGGUUGGAAGGCAAGGGCAAGGUCGUCUUUUAUGAAGCUGGAGCGUCGUCGGCCAAGAACCACCAUUACAACCACCCGAUCAUCACCCACGAAUGGAGCUUCCUUCCCGGCGAGAAAUCACACUACCACACCAUGAAAGCCGGCCAACACGUCUUCCCCUUCAACUUUACCUUCCCGGGAAACCUGCCCUCUUCCAUCCGGACUUAUCUGAACGACGCGGAUAUCACUUAUAAACUGAAAGCUACCGCUCACAGGUCGGCCUUCCAGCACAACUUCCAUGCGGCGAAGAACGUUACCGUGCUGAGGGGGUUCACGAACGAGGCUCUGGAGUACAAUCAGACCCUGGAGAUCGAGAACACUUGGCCUGGAAAGGUCAUGUACUGCCUCACCCUCCCCCACAAGGCCUACGCGGCCGGUGACGAGAUCCCCGUCAGCGUCAAAUUCAUGCCGCUGGCCAAGGGGACGAGGGUGACCCACAUAACCUCGGUCAUCAAGGAAUACACCCUCGUACAUACCAGGCACUCCAGUCAUCCAGAAGUCAGGGUGGCAGCGACUUGCAAGCACGAGCUCAAGGAGGGUCGUGCGUUCCGGGUGACGGAGAGAGGGUCGGAACCGGUCGCUCCGGCUCAUCACUUCCAAGGAGCCGGAGGGGAAUUCCAUGGGAUGAACAGCGCUCCCCCUAGUGCGCCUCCUAGUCCUAGACAUGGACCUACGCUCGUCCACGGACAUGGACAUGCGUCGGGAGCGCAGACGCCGAUGAGCGAUUUCUCAUUGAGUAGGGCGGGGAGUUUUGCCAACCUGACGAGCUUGGCAGCCGGUGCAAUGGGUGUGGGAUCUUCUACGGCAAGUUCUCAGACUCAAGGUUCGGGAAGUGCUAUGGGGGGUGGAUCGGGUAGUGGCGGUUACUUUGGGUUGGGAGGCGGAGGACGGGCUGGUGCUGGUGCUGGCGCAAGUUCGGCGGCCGUCACCCCGAUGGCGGGUCCCAGUGCUACGGGCCAGGUCGCAGCGUUCCCUGACGACAUGAGGGAACGUGGGGACGAAGAGGACAUCCUCAUCGGGGACGAAGAGAUCGAUACGAUGAUUACCAUUCCCGUACCUUCGUGGACCACGCCGUCUCACAACAUUCACCCGGUCUUCGUUACUCACAAGAUCAAGUGGUCCUGCGCCAUCUCGAACCCGGACGGACACGUCUCGGAACUCCGUUGUGCCCUGCCCAUCCACAUCCUCCCGCACGCGCUGCUCGAGGAAUCGCAAACGGCGACGAGCAGUACGAGGGCGUUGUUGUUCGGCGGGAUGCAGGAAGAGACCACGCACGUCGAUCUGCCCAGUUAUAACGAUCACGUAUAUGACCGGAUCGCCAAUGCCAACAACCAAACCCCGACCUCGGGGUACGUCUCGGCCGGUCAUAGGACUCCAGGUUCGGGAGGUAGGACGCCGGCCUCCGGUGGGGCCACCCCAGCUGGGUCUAGGGCGCCUUCGAGACCUGGGUCUCCUGUGCUUCGAGCUGCUGCCGCUGGAGGUUUGCCCACGCCCGGUGGCAUGGACAUUACAGAUGGAUUCCAUCCUGUCGACGACAUUCCACCUCGACCGGAGCUCGGGUGGGCUGAUAGCGAGCUCAUGAUGUCCCUCGGCGCACUCGCCCCUCAUCAGGGGUCCAACCCGAACUCUCGCGGCGGAUCUCCGCAUGACACGCCGCCCGACUCGAGAGGCCCAUCCAGGCCUACCAGUCGACUCGGUUUCCGAAGCGGGAGGAACAGCGCUGGAGGAAGUCGCGCUGGCAGUCGGGCUUCGUCACCGGAACGACCCAGCUCGACCGGUACGGUACAGGCAAACAACUCGAGCCUGGCAAACGGGACCGCUAGUAUCCGUCGACCAUUGCAUGAACGACGUCCUUCGCUCGGUGUUCCCGGUGGGUUGUUUAAUCUGGCUAGCGUCAAGCCGUUCACCGCCAUGAUGGGCAAACACCAUGGAUCACAUAGCGUACAACAUUCGCCCAAGUUGCAAGCCACUCAGGGGUCCAGCAACUUGCCUCGAAACGGAUUCUCGCUCGGUUCCCAUGCCGCGUUUACCAACCUCGCCGAAUCGCAAGCCAACGCUCGAGGGGAAAAUCUACCUGGUUCCGGUCCGGGCUCGGGGUCGACUACUGCAGCGCAUACGCCAUCGGCUCAGCCCGUCGUCGAUCCUCUCUCCCAGGUGCCGUCAUACGAGGUCGCUCGAGUCGGAUUCCUAGGAGGCGGAGUCACCCCGUUGAGCGCGGCGCCACCCGACUAUGCCGAUUCGGAUCGGUUCGAGAGGGCGAAGAGUGAGACGGAUCUCACUCAGCUCGCUCGAGACCACGCGGUCCAAGGGACGAGCUUGGCUGCCAUGCUUGAAAACCUGGACGUCAACGAUUCGACGAUCCGUUCGACGCCGAAUGAAGCACCGCUAUAAAACACGUCUUGGGUCCGAUUUCUCACUGCUACCACUUUGUAAUUCAUCUCGAAAAGGUCUCGCGCACACAAGAUGAUCAUGAUAUUAUCCAUCCAUCUAA